GCUGAUUCAAGCAUCUGGCAGGAUGGGAACUGCCCACGGUGGAGAAGAAGCUCCUGUAAGUGCAUUUCCUGCUUCUUGCUUGCAGGCAAAGCUGCACAAGAAACCUGGAGAGGUUCUUUUUUCUUCUGGAAGGUUCGCCAGCUGGUGAGCACCGGUGCUCUGUCCAGCUGGGAUUCAUUUCUGAGCUCAGCCCAUGUUGCAUUCCUCAUUUCCCUGCUAUGAGCUACAGGGUGGGAAUGGGAAUCUCAGUGCAAGUGUGACAUGGAGCGGGGAAGACGUGGCAGAAGGAGAAGAGGCAUCUUGGUGGCCUGAAAGUGACCCAGAAAUGGAAAUUUUGAGCUUGACUUCUCCUGAUACGCUACCUGGAAUUGCCUGGAAUGAGGAUUUAAGCAGUUAUAGCCAUGGGACAGCAGCAGGCAGCCACUUGUCAAACUCAGCUUCAAAGGUGGCAACAACAACUGCUGCCACCUGGCUGGAUGCUGCCAAUUCGAGUGACUACCCGUACGAGUACCUGGAGGAGGAGGAGUACGUGCACUAUGGCCCCUGCACAAAGGAAGAGGUACUUUCCUUUGGCAGAGUAUUCUUACCAUCUUUUUACACUGUGGUCUUCCUGGUCGGGUUGGCUGGGAAUGCCCUCCUGUUUAUUGUCCUCAUUAUGUACAUCAAGAAGAAAAAGAAGAUGACCGAGGUGUAUCUGCUGAACCUGGUGGUUUCAGACUUCUUCUUGCUGCUAACCCUUCCUUUUUGGGCUCUCUACAUUUCUCAGUGGGUGACCUGGGACAUCCUGUGCCCGGUAUUAAAUGCCAUGUACACUGUGAAUUUCUACAGUGGUAUCUUUUUUGUGAGCUGCAUGAGUCUGGACAUGUACCUGCAGAUAGUCCAUGCGUGCUCUCCUCGCAGCUCCAUGGCACGGAGGAAGUCCAUCCUCAUCUUGUUGAUGUUAUGGGUCCUUUCCAUCCUUCUCUCCAUUCCUGAUGGCCUCUUUGCCAGAACAAGGCAAAUCCACAACAAAACCAGCAUGUGCAUGCAUUAUUAUGGCCAGAAACACUUAUUCUGGAAAGUUGUCUUUCGGGUCAUUCAGAACACCCUGGGUUUCCUUUUCCCCUUCCUCUUCAUGAUGUUUUGCUAUUCCCGCAUUGGGUGUGUCCUCACCAGGUCUCAGAUGCCUGGGUCAAGGAGAGCACUCUGCUUAGUCGUUGCUCUGGUGAGUGUCUUCUUUAUCCUGUGGUUCCCUUACAACAUUGUCCUCAUUCUUCACUCCCUCCAAGAUGCUGGCGUGAUCAGGAGCUGUGAGAGCAGCAGGCAGUUGGACUAUGCCAUGCAGGUCACGGAGAGUUUGUCCUUUGUCCACUGCUGUCUCAACCCUUUGCUCUAUGCUUUUGUGAAAAAACGAUUCAGGUUGUACCUGUGGAAGAUCCCUCGGGCCAUUUUCAGGAGAAGUGCUUUCUUUGACAUCCAGCCCUCGGAGACAAGCCAGUCUUGCAGUAGAUAUGCAGCUGAGAUAGAAAUGUUGAGUAUCACCAAUGCAUGAUCAAUGUUUAGAGUAUUUAUCUUCUGUGUAUGGCCUCUGCACUGCAUUUUUACUGGCCCUGGCCAUGAGAUGGGAGCUGGUGUGAGCCCACAGCACUGCAUAACCAGACAUUUCAUCCUAGCACCAGCAUGAAGAGGAGGAUUUUCCACAUUGGGAUUGGAAAAGUACAUGUGGGAUUUGUUUCUAUUGUAACGGGAAGAUGCACCAAAGGGUUGCCCUGGUUUUAUGCUCAUGGAAGAAGCCCAGCUCUUGUUUGGAGUUUGUGAGGCAUUAGUGGAUGAAUGAGCAGCUUAUCUAGAUGUUGUGCCCUUAAAAAUGCAAACUGAAACUCGUGGAGAACUUCUGCUCCAUAGAUCCCAAAGGGUUGGAUGGAGGAGAGGAAUCCCAUUAUCCCUCCAGCUCAUGGUGUGGGCGGGGAAUGGAUUUGUCACACUCAUCCAUCAGGCCAGACACAGGUGGCCAGAAGCCCAGCCUAAGUGGUGGCUUUGCUGCCAGGUGUGUCUGUUCAACUGUGCUCAUCCCAGAGAGAGACAACAGGAAGAAUUAGGCACCUUUGAACUGCAUUGUCUGACCAGUAAUGGGUUUCUCCAUUACAAUGAGCUGUGCCACACUCACAUCUGCUGAGCAGAAAACUAUGUCUUUCCAAGGGACAGAUCCUUUGUUAGAAAUCAGCUGGAUCAUCAGUUAAUUGGAGAUCAGGUCAGUCAGCAACCAAGUUCAAACCAGUAACAACCAGUGAGAAAGAGAAAAAGCAAUGGGAUCAGUGGAACAGUGGUGGAAGUACUUGCCUUCCUGAAGAUCUAUUUUGACAAAACAAAAAAGAUUCAUGGAUACUGUCUUUACAUAAAUAUUGGCUUUAAAACACCAUGGAAUGUGAGGCCAUGGCCUUGAGCAGAAGAGCACAGUUAGACAAUCCUUACUUAUUAGUUAAAGUAUAGCUUUAAAGUUCAAUGUUAUUAUUUCACUCACCUUUAGAGAAAGGUAUUAUUCACCUCAAAUACUCUUGACACUUAAAUGAGCCCUUUCCAGCCUGGAAACCUAUUGAGCACUUGCCUAAAAUUGUACAAAUUAAAUUUAUAGUUUAAGAGAAAACACCCAUCACCUUAAUUUUAUUGCUAGACAAGGUUACUAGAUUGAGAAGGGCUUCGAAUUGAUCUAGAAAAGUGGAUUUGUUUUCACUGCUGCUAGUUUGCUUUGCCAACAUUGCUACAGCACGUUUCCAAAAUGCUAAGGCUGGAGGCUUUCCUUAAAAAAAAAAAUAAAAAAUGCCUGAAUAAAUAUUUAACUAAUGCUAGGAUGUGGCCUUCACUCCAUGGGUCAGGUCACUGGGAGGGAAUGUGGAAGGGGAGAGCAGCUGGGAAGCAAAAUUUAAGAUGAAGAUCAUGAUCCCAUACACAGGAGGGCUCGUGGGACUGUGUGAAACUUAUGAUGGGAUGUUCAGGGGAAGGGCAAAGGUGGGGAAAUAGAGGUGGGGAUAAAAGGGAAUGGUUGUAUUUAAGCAGCACACCCUGUGCCUGCUCACAGAAGUCUCUCCUGUCACUUUAUUAAAUACUUCUUUUAAACUCA
Molecule: messenger RNA, 3097 nt
Organism: Apus apus (common swift)
Lineage: Eukaryota; Metazoa; Chordata; Aves; Apodiformes; Apodidae
Gene: ACKR2
Product: atypical chemokine receptor 2
Exons: 3
Coding region: 194-1531 (445 amino acids)
Biological process (GO): G protein-coupled receptor signaling pathway; chemotaxis; immune response
Cellular component (GO): membrane
Molecular function (GO): chemokine receptor activity
Source: RefSeq, a predicted model, not a curated record